Molecule: messenger RNA, 9853 nt
Organism: Frankliniella occidentalis (western flower thrips)
Lineage: Eukaryota; Metazoa; Arthropoda; Insecta; Thysanoptera; Thripidae
Product: fatty acid synthase
Exons: 26
Coding region: 222-6362 (2046 amino acids)
Biological process (GO): fatty acid biosynthetic process
Molecular function (GO): oxidoreductase activity; fatty acid synthase activity
Source: RefSeq, a predicted model, not a curated record
GCGCAGCGCGUCACAGUCAAUCUGGUCGCCGGGGUGCCAGGCCGCCCCAAUAGUGAUUAAGAAGUAGCCCGGGUAGGACCUGAAGGCCGCGGCACCAACUUUCCGCCCGGCUCGGUGUCCUGACCGAAAUAAGCCUUCCGACGUCUCAGUUCGCCACAGCACCCGGCUUGGAUCCAGGAUACACGCACUUCUUAAUCAAUACAGAGACAUUAUUCGCCAAAAUGCCUCCUUACGAGGCUGUUAUAUCAGGGAUUGGGGGAGCAUUUCCUCAGAGCGAUAGUGUUGAAGAUUUCUUUAAAAACCUUGUAGAAGGCAAAAAUCUAUCUUCUGUGGAUGAUCAACGUUGGAAACCAGGUCUACUAGGAACAUCUCCACACGUGGCCAAGAUCAGCAAUGUACACAGAUUUGACAACAACUUGUUCAAAGUUCACAAGCGCCUCGCACAACUCAUGGACCCUCUAGCACGCCUCAUGAUGGAGAGGUCGAUGGAGGCUGUCAUCGAUGCAGGCCUUGCCCCACAAGACCUCGAGAACACAUAUACGAGUGUCUACAUGACCACAACUGUAUCGGAGUCUGAGUCCAGAACCACGUCACUCUUGCAUGGAAAGAAGAACGCAGGUUACGCCAUUAUGGCUGGAAGCAAGACCAUGAUGUCCAACCGAAUCUCUUACUGCCUCAACCUCAACGGACCGAGCGUGACUCUGGACGGCGAUUGGACGGUGGCCCUGGUGGCGUUGCAGCGGGCAGCUCGCUCCAUCGAGAGCGGCGAGAGUGAAUUCGCCCUCAUCGGAGCGGCCAACACCUGCCUCUUCCCCGAACUCAACAAGAUAUACGAAAACCUUGGAGUGCUGUCUGCGGACGGCCACUGUCGCGCCCUGAGCUCCACUGGCACCGGAUGCUUCCGCUCCGAGGGAGCCGUCGUCUUCCUGCUGCAGCGCGCUGACCUGGCCAACAGGGUGUACGCGAAGAUCAGCGGGGUGCACGACCUGUGCAUAGGGACGCGGUCACGUUUCCUGGGCGUGGACGCUCUGUCCCUGAGGCCAGUCAUGGAGGACCUCUACCGCUCGCAGGGCAUCGACGUCAAGGACGUCAAGAUGCUUACCACCGACGGUAAUGCCAUCCCGGAGAUCGAGCGGGACGAGAUGGAGUCCUCAGCGGCGGUGCUGUGUCGGGAUCGCGUGGGGCUGCCCGUGUCCACGCCCAAGGUCGUGGUGGGUCACGGGGACGCGGUGGGCGCUCUCGUCAGCAUCAUACACUCCAUUGCCGCCAUGGAGAAGGGCGUAGUCUCGCCCGUGACAAACUACGUCCAGCCGGCCGACGGCGCCAAAUCCCUCCGGGACGGCCGCCUGCACGUCGUCACCGAACCUCAGCCCCUCGACUUGGACGCCAAAUCCGUGAUGGCCGUCAACACCCUGGGUUACUCGGGCUGCAUCGCUCACGCCCUCUUCCGGCCCAACGCUAAGGUCAAGCAGCCCGUGUCGCAGCAGGACAAGGAGUUCCCCAGGCUGGUCGUGGUCUCGGGCAGGACGGAGAGUGACGCCGUGGAGGCCAUCAACCAGAUCAUCGACAAGCCGUUCGACCCCGAGUUCCUCCGCCUGACCCAGCAAGCCUUCUACAAGCCCAUCAAUGGCUACACUAGCCGCGCAGCCGCCAUCAUCCCGUCGGACGAGCCCGGCAUGCGCCCGAUCGUGUCGAGCAAGGAAGUGGACAAGAAGGACCGGCCCGUGUGGUUCGUGUACUCGGGCAUGGGCAGCCAGUGGGCCGGCAUGGGCAAGGGCCUCCUCAAGGUCCCCGUCUUUGCUGAGACCAUCGACCGUCUGCAGCCCAUCUUGGAGCCAGAGGGCAUCGACCUCCGGGAAACCCUGACUACAGAAGACAACGAGCUGUUCGAGAACAUCGUGUACUCCUUUAUCAGCAUCGCCGCUACCCAGAUCGGCCUGACCAACGUGAUGAGGAGCUUGGGCGUGGAGCCGGACGGCAUGAUCGGGCACUCCACCGGGGAGCUGGGCUGUGCGUACGGCGACGGCUGCCUCAGCGAGGAGGAGACGCUGCUCGCGGCCUACUCUCGGGGGAAGGCCUCUUUGGCCGUCAAGCUGGUCAAGGGCAUGAUGGCCUCCAUCGGAUACGGAUGGGAGGAGGCGGAGAAAAACCUGCCUCCAGGGGUGGACGUAGCCUGUCACAACUCAGCCGAUAACAGCACUGUCUCCGGACCCACCGACGCCAUCAACGAGUUCGUGGAGGCACUCAAAGAGAAGAACGUGUUCGCGCGCACGGUCAACGUGUCCAACAUCGCUUUCCACAGUCGCUACGUGAAACCCGCUGGCUCCAUCCUCCUCGACUACCUGAAGAAGACCAUCAAGAACCCCAAGAAGCGGUCGUCGCGCUGGGUAGCGACGUCGAUCAAGCCCGGCGACGAGAACGACCCCGCGCUAGAGUACGCCGGCCCGGAAUUCUUCACCAACAACCUCUUGAGCCCCGUGCGCUUCGAGGAGGCCAUGCUGAGCGUGCCCGCCGACGCCGUGGUGAUCGAGCUGGCGCCCCACGGCCUGAUGCAGCCCCUCAUCCGGCGGGGGCUGCCCGAGGGCGCCGUCAGCAUCUCGCUCACCAGGCGGGGACACCGGGACGGCAUGCGCUUCCUGCUAGAGAACGUGGGCAAGGUCUUCAUGGAGUGCGUGCCGCUCAAGCCGUGGGUGCUGGCGCCAGAGGUGUCGCUGCCGGUGUCGCGAGGGACCGCCUGCCUGAACAGCCUCGCCUCCUGGGACCACCGGGAGGAGUGGCCCCUCGUCAUCAACACGAGGAGUCAGGUGAGCCGGCCGCGCUACGUGAACCUCUACGCGGAGACCACCGCCUGCAUCAGACAGAGCGGCAGGCGCUGCGCCGCGCCUUCCACCUUCUUGGAGAUUGUGUGGAGGGAGAUCGCGGACGGCAAACCACUUACCAGUUGUCCGGUCAUCUUCGAGAACCUGGAGUUCAGAAAUCCCGUUGAAAUGUCCGGAACAGAUGACACGAUGCUGGUGCUGCAGCUUCAGCGAGAGACAGGAAACUUCGAAAUUGUAAUCUCAGAUUACGAGUGCACGGCAUGGGAUGUCGUUUGCGUUAUGAAGGGAAAAAUAUCCGUCCCGGACCCCACCGAGCUGGUGGGCAUGGCCAGCGCCCACUCCAACGAAAAGGAGGGUGUCGUUCUGGAUGGAGACGCUGUCUACUCCGAACUGCAGGACAAGGGCCUCAAGUACGACGACGCUCUGAAAACUUUGCGCCGCGUUGCUGUAAACGAAACAGACCUGACUGCUCAGUGCGAAUGGCAAGGAAAGUGGCACGUGCUCAUAGACUCCAUGCUCCAGCUGUCACUACUCAAACAUAACUCGGGCUCCGUCUUCUGUGGCAAGAUUAGAAAGAUGACGAUUGCACCUCAAGAGAUGCGCGCUCUCAGUAGCGCCCUGCCGCUCCGCUACCUCGUGGACCGGCGCGUCAUCGCCGCACCUGGCAUCAAUAUUGAAGGGUACCGCCGCGCCGAGGGCAAGAACAGCUCCGCCGUGACUUCCCUCGCCCUGGAUGUGCAUCCGCUCAAGCUGCCGACCAAGCAGGAGGACGAGGACUUCCUCCAGAGCGUCGCCUUGCUCCGAGUGCAGAACAGCGACUCGGCUGAGGACAUCAGUAUUAUCGUCCUCGAGGCCGAGCAGGAGCCCGUCGCAGCGACACUGCAGAGGAUGAUCCGCGAAGCGGUGGGCACCCAUGCCACGGUGCGCAAGGUGCUCGUCGAGCCCGAGAAGGACAUCCCCGCGGAGGUGCGCGGCGCCCUGCUUUUGGUGACCAACUUCCGCACCGGCCAGGCUGGGCGCGUCCUCGCACACCUAGCGACGAGUCCUUCGCCGCGCGUGAACCUGGCCAGCGCCAUGGUGUUGCGCUGCGGAGCACGGGGUGGCAACGAUGGCUUCAUUCAGCUGGCGUCCAACGUGAGCACCAGCGGGUCGCUCUCUCUCCUCGUCCCGGAUAGAGCCAGUGCGAACCACGCCAUGCACUUCGUGCACGUGAAGACGGAUGAGGCGGUGCCUUCAGAUGUUCAGGUGCCCGUCGGCAGCGAGGUGAUCCUGGUGUGGCGUGGCCUCCCCAGAGAAGGCAUAUUUGGCGCAGUGGCCGCCGCUCGUGGAAAACCAUACGGCGCCAAAGUCAGAAUUGUUAUUAUCCUGGACGAGGACGCGCCAGAAUUCUCUCCAAGCAAAGAGCCGUACUGUGAUCGUCUCCGUCUUUCGCUCAUAGUGAACAUCCUUCAAGAUGGCCGGUGGUGCGAGCUGUCACUUUCUAAGCUUAACGAAAUUCCAGCUAUACCUACAAGGGUACAGGGCUACGAGGCGCUCGCCAUCGGGUUGAACCCUGGAGACUUGUACGAGGCCGCUCCACCUACCCUUGGACCGUAUGACUUCUGCGGUCUCAAGGACGGCUCACGUUUCAUUGGCGUGGGCACCGCCGCUGACAGCGCCGCGGUCACGCCCGACGACAUCCUGCGCUGGGUGGUGCCGGCCGCCUGGAGCGACCAGGAGGCGGCCACCGUGCCGAUGGCCUACGCAGUGGCCUACCACAUACUCACGGUGCUGGCUCCGGUGCGCCCCGGCCAGAGGGUGCUCGUCGUGAGCGGCAUCUCGCCCGUGAGCCAGGCCUGCAUACGGGUAGCUGGACAAAUGGGCUGCACCGUGGUGGCCACGGCCAACAGCGAGCAGCAGCGCCAGCUGGUCAUGGCCCUCAACCCCGAGCUGCCGCCUGAGCGCGUUCUGCGCCACGACAGUAACACCCUCAAGUACUAUGUGAUCAAGGCGAUGGGCGGCCAGCUGGUUGACCUGGCCCUAGUACCAGAUGCGAAGCUCUGCGACUCGGUCCUCCCAUUGCUGGCUCUCAAUGGCUCCCUUUUCACAUUGUCCAAGAGGAACGUCCUGUCGCAUCGCGUCGGCAUGCGCGUAUUUAUCGAUUCCACAAACAUGUUCGGUGCCGGACCAGAUUGUCUCCUUACAACGUCGCCACGUGACAAGAAACUGGUCCAAGCCGCUCUCCAAGAGGGCAUCACGUCGGGCUCCGUGCGACCGCUCGCUUCUCGCGUGGUUGACAGCGUGACGGCUGUUGACAUGGCUGCCGUACAGGGGCCCGUAAAGCAGCUGCUGGUCACCAAGGAGGCGGGCACCUCGGCGCGCCGCGCUAACGGCCCCACCAACGGCAACCGCACUUCGGGCGUGGCUUUCGCCGUGGCUGGCGGUCGCGCCGACUCCUUGGUGACCUUGGCUCGCGCGGCGGCCGCCAAGGGCUCCACCAUGGUGCUGGCCGCCAGCAGAGAGUGCAGCUCGGGCGGCGUCCCGCCCAGGGUCAAGUUCAUCCCUGCGCUGCGACAGACCAACUUCGUGCCCCUCCCCACGGGCCAGAGCGACGCCAAGCAUUUCCUUGGGCUCGCUUCUAAAGCCGAGAACAUCAAGGCCAUCGUCAUUAACCUAGAGGACGCCGCGGACCGCUCGCUCACCUCGCUCCUGCACGCCGUGCUGCCCACGGUGAACGGCGCGCUGCGGGGCGUGCGCCUGCUCGUGCUCACCGAGAGCCUCGCCCAGGGCACCGAGACGGUGGAGGUGUGGCGGCGCAUGAAGCUGGCCGCGUGCGCCGUGGUGGGCGACCCCCGCCAGGCCGCGCACCUGCUGCCCUCGCUGCUCACCAUGCACGAGCUGCCCGCCGCCGUCAUCGCCUUCUCCGAAGGCUCAGACGCUCGCGUCGCGCUGGGCGCGCCCAUCCACCGCCCGGUGCGCGCAGACUCGAGCGACUUCCCCCGCGCGGGCGCGGCGGGAAGGCCGUUCCUGGAGAUCUCCUCGCUGGCGCCCAGGCUGCGCAGCAGGCACGCCCGCCUGGAGCCUCUGCCCCUCUUCAACGUGACGGGCCCCGUCCUGGUCCCUAGACUUGUCCGGGAGACGGCCACCAGGGUCCUGUCGCCUGUCCUCAUCGCCGACGGCUCACGGCAGUCGGCAGAGAAACUCGCCGAGGAAAUUUUGAGGCUGCAGCCUCGUGGACCUUGGGCGAUGAUUGGUGACGCAGAAAACGUAGAGCUUGUCGGGAAAACCGCUAGGCUGGUGGAGCAGCGGGCGGGCUACCCCGACUGGCGGGAGGUGAUGCACCUGGCAGUGCUCGAGAGCGGUGCCAAAGACAUCUUCCGCUGCCCCGAACUGGAAGGCCUGGUCGGCCCCGUCCACUUCAUCAAGCAGGCCGAAGGCAGCGAGCGGAAAUCGGUUACCCUGAAUGAAAAGAAAAUGCGUCACUUUGUGAGCGGACCAAACGACAUCGCAGCAAUUCUUAACGACAGCUUACUAUCACCACUGUCUAAGAUCAUAUCAUGUUAGUCCAAACAUAUUCUACGUUUCCAGCAGAAGAAAAUAAAACUUGGCCAUUGUUGUAGUAUGUUAAAAACCCACGAUUUUGUAUUUUUGGAGGUUGCUGAUUUAUCUCUACUAUUUGUUGUGUAUUGCCUCAGAAAUUGUGGUGGGGCGCUCGUAGAGCUACCAGUUAAAGAUAAUUUCAAUGGGUGGUUUCCGUGAAGGGAAGUACAAACUCAAUAUUAAUUCACACCUGUUCAACGGGUAAUUAGGCUACUCCGAAACUAAGUGCAACAGUUGAUCUGUUUUUGUCCCAAUUCGGAACAGCAUUAUUGGAAUAGACUAUAGUUUCCAUUUUGAUUCCACAAACCUUCCCACCCCCUAUGGAGAUAGGAGGGGCGGGCGCAGCAUGGUCCAGACGAAGGCGUUGGGUCCGCCGGAGAUACUCCGCUGGGCGAGGGGCCUUGCGUAAUCCGCUGUGCUUCCGACAGAGGGCGACAGAGCACCCUCCGUGUGAAAAUGUUCACCUUCGAGCCUUUGUUCGUCCAUACGAGCCAGGGAGGUCGAACGCGAUCAGGAUUCUUUUCUAUGGGGCGACUCUGGACAUAUCAGGACAACACGCCCUCUUCUGAAGAUUUUUCCUGUAUGUUUUGCCAUCUGAAUGUGGCCACUACUUGGUAACAAAAGUUUCUCACUUUUGAGGGGAAGAAUUGUUUGAAUGCCUGCAUUACAUUGGGCCUCAAAUGUUGUAAAUUUUAACAUUUCUUUUUAUAUUUGAUAAAUGUUUUGUCUAUUUCUUAUAUUCUAUCAUUAGGAUCAAAGUUUGCAAACCAUUGCGGUGGUUAUAAACUCGAGCACUUUUGCGAAAAGAAAAAAAAAAUGGGUCAACAGUGCAAACCCACAAGGGCUCUGUAAACUAGUAAUCGGUUAUGUCGACGCUACGUAACUGCACAGAAGCAUUGUGAUGACCCAUAAUCCCGUUUCCCUCGGUGAUGGCAUGAGACGAGGGGUGAUGGAGACCUGCGCGAUGCAGCGGGGUGCGUUGCGGCCUGCGGCCAGGGUAGGUGGGCCGAAAGACCGUCGUUCUUUCCUCUGCGCCUGCCGUAUCCCCGGGUUGGCAAGAGGGCCGGGCGGACCUCGUAGGAAGGGAUGGGAGCGCGGAGGUGGAGCAACUAUCUUAAUGUUUUCUCCCCCUCCCCUUCCCCCGCCGCCGCCGUGAGGCAUUGUGUCGGCCGUUGUGCCCCCCCUCCCCCAAUCCUCCCCUACCCACUGCCCGCACGAGCCGGACGCUGCUCAGAGGCAGCCUCUGUCCUCUCUUCCUGCCUGGGCGCGCCAGAGCGGAGCACUGUUGCCAAUCCCCUCCAGGUUGUGGAGCCUAAAGUUUCCUUUUCUUCGUGGACCAAAGAGUUUGGCUUUGGCUCUACGUUCCCCCCCUGGGCCGACCCGCUUACGCGAUUCAAACUGGGGAAUGGGUCCAGCAGAGAGGAAGGAGAGUGGGAUCGUGAACUAACAGGCCUGGCCUCAAUGCACUAGCCGUCACCGCACUGGCCUGCCCGUCCGUGGCUUCGCUGCACACACAGAGGCGCUCGGAUCCACCUCGAAUUGAAACGUGAUGCUACUUGGUCCGUAGCACGACUCUGUAACGCCCGUUACGGUAACGUUAACAGCCCCCUGGAGGGUAGGUGUGUCUGGCCGGGGGGCAGCGUGGGCAGGCGGGGAGGCGGUGGGGGCGGGGGGCGAGGCAACAGAGGAAGGACGUUGCCGGAAAUUGCGCGGGGAGCUCGCUAGACCAUCCAAGGAGACGGGCGGGCAGCCGGGAGGCAAGCCAGAGGACAGGCCACAGGGCAGCAGGGUGGGAAGCCGGCAGAAAACACGGGGCAGCUGGGAGGGAAGCCGGGGCAGAGCUCAGCGGACGGGACAGACAACGCCAGUUCUAGGGUGCCCGACUGGAGAAGCGACGACUCUUUUCCACCGGAGAUCAGAGGCCGGGGCCGCCCGCACUGCUGACAGUCCGAGCCUCUCUCCGAACCCCGACCACUUAAAGCUGGUAUUUCAUCCUUUUGCGAAACAGCUAAAUCUCUUUCCUGUCGAACGCGUUAUUAAAUUUAGCGAAGUUAUGUCUACGUGUAGAAAUCUCGUAAGUCGGGGUUGAUAUAAUUAGUAAAUUUUUAAAAUAUUAAAAUUUAAACUUUAGAUUUGAAUUGUCCUACUACUAUUAUGAACGUUUGGUUGUUCUUCCUCUGUGUUGUUUUCAUUACAACGAUGAGAAGAAGACUUAGCCCUCUUCUCCGGACAGGCACAAAGGAAUGUUCUGAAGUAGACUGAGCAGGUUUAAAUAAAUUUCGCUGUCGUUGCGUGGAUGUUCUGUGGUACGUUUGCGGUGUUCUGGUUGUGAUACGGUUACGCCCCUUAGUGCGCUCUGCUGUCGCAGGAGGAUAUGGAUUCAGAUACGUAUAGCGAGCGGAGGGGGCGCGGCUCCGCGCUUUGCAGUGAGAGGGGCGUUUUGUAUAAGUGGCUUUAUUUCGCCAAGAACUCCGCCGAGGACGCAAACAGCCUUACUCGUGCGCGCUUGCGCUCGGCCAGGCCGGGCAGGACGGGAAAGUGGAAGAGGCGAGGCGCGAGGCUCGGGCGGGGCCGGGGCGGGGGAGGAUGGUUCAAGUAGAAUUACAGUCGUAUAUUUCUCAACAAACAAAAGCGUACAGAGGUAAUGGGGGUCCUGGCCUGGGCCGGCCGGGGUAGGUCCGACUGGGGAGGCGCAACGAAUCAUGAAAGGAAAGGGGGUGGAGGUGGGGAGAGAGAGAGAGAGGGCGAGAGAGAGAGAGAGAGAUUGAAGGGGGAGGGAGAGGGACGGAGAGAGUUGUAUUGAAACAGGCAGACAGAGACCGAGGUCUCUCCGCGUGUUUUCACCAACACCAGGAUGCUCUGCUAGACGCGUGGCACGUCGCCACGUCGGGGCGAGUGAGUCAUAGCACAGUGCUUCGUAGGUUUGCAUCGUGCAGACCUCUGCGUUUUUUGAAUUAGACUUCUAGCACUCUUACCUGAUAUGUACUUUGCUGUAGCAAUCACAUUGUAGUUGGCCAUAUGAUUCUUAGUUGUAAGCAAUUACACUGUUAUUCGAUUCACGUGACGUAUCAUUCUUUUACCAUAGGGAAAACUGUCACAGUCUUUUCAAUCCUAUUGUCACAUUACAUUAAAUGUGGCUGUAGAAUUUACUAUGCUGAACCUGGUCGUUUCAUGUCGAUACGAAUGUAUCGUCAUGUAUUAAACAGUUUGGAAGUUUCUACAUUCAAACGAAUUUGACGUCACAUAGAUGGACUAAACAGUGUAUUUCGAGCUCUAUUUAAAGAGCUUGACGUCAAUAUUAAGAGCGAACGGCGCAGCAACCCUGUAUCUUUGCGCAACCUCGGUGAAACAAUGUAUCUCCAUUUUAGGGUGAUUUUCAACACUAUACAACUGAGGAAUAUUUUAUUUUAUCAUAAUGUAUACUGUUAAAUAAAAUAUCCCUUGUUUUGUGAUGA